GGCGGGGUGGGCAAGACGGUCGAGAUCGAUGAGACUGUCAUUACUAAGAGGAAGUAUGGUGUAGGUCGGUGUGUCCGACAGCAAUGGAUUUUUGGUGGGGUUGAAAUAGACAGCGGGGAGUGUUUUUUGGUCCCCGUAGAUAACAGGUCCGCUGCCACUCUUAUGCCUCUAAUUUAUAAGCAUAUACUGCCUGGUACGACCAUUGUUUCCGACUGCUGGGCAUCGUACAGCCAAAUACAAGGUGCAGAUUAUUCACAUUUGACUGUGAAUCAUUCUCUCAACUUUGUUGAUCCUGUCACUUCGGCGUGUACUAACCACAUCGAGUCCCUCUGGCAGAAAUUUAAGCAAGCCCACCGCACCAGAUUCGGCACUCACCGCACUCUUCUCCCUGCUUACAUCGAAGAGUUCGUUUGGCGGAAAAAGUUUUCCGGUCCUGAUGCAUUCUAUCAUCUUUGGAUGCAAAUACAGCACAUCUGCUGA
This is a messenger RNA of Anisakis simplex (herring worm), 480 nucleotides long. The record is from the annotation of a GenBank genome assembly. NCBI's taxonomy places the organism in Eukaryota, Metazoa, Nematoda, Chromadorea, Rhabditida, Anisakidae.